Molecule: messenger RNA, 914 nt
Organism: Bactrocera neohumeralis
Lineage: Eukaryota; Metazoa; Arthropoda; Insecta; Diptera; Tephritidae
Exons: 6
Coding region: 112-849 (245 amino acids)
Source: RefSeq, a predicted model, not a curated record
AAGUUUCAGAAAAUGAGGUAGUUUUAAGUAGGUUAGAUAUUAAAUAUAAGUAUUUUUCCAUACCUAUAGAUGAUAAAAUUCUUUUAGUUCCACUCAUUCAUCACCUUUUUUAUGAUUUUUCAUAGAAUGAAUUUCGAUUACCUCGUAGAAGAAAUCGAUUCCGAAGUGGAAUGCUCACAACCUUUGGGCCCCCAAAGAGAUAAAGUGUUUAAACCAAAUUCUUACAAUCUCGUUUGCGCUCCUCCAGCAGAACCAUCAGAAAUUGUGGUACCGUCACCAUCGUCUGGCGGCCAUGCAGAUAUAAUCCAGAAGCUGGAUGCUAUUGAGACCCGUCUCACUGCCAUUGAGAAGUCCCUAACAGACAAAAUGCCAGAGAAGGCCGAGGGGCAGGCGCAAAGUAAAUUAUUGCGCGAAUGCCGCGUCAUUGCGGCAAAGACGCACCAUUCAAUUAGCCGCAUCACCGGUGAUUUGGAGGACGAGCAUUACGUGGAGCUCGCUUCGAAACUGCCCAUGUCAUCGGAAGAGCACGUGCGCUUCGUGGAAGACAAACUUUCCCAAAAGGAAAGCACGGAUGCUAUGAUGCGGCUAAUAUUGAAAUCAAAGGGCGCAAAAGGCAGUGUGGACGGCGUACUUCGUGGUUUGUUUUCAGACGAUGUAAUGUACCAUUACAAUUUAGAGGGGCGCAAGGAGAAGAAACCCCUACUAAAACUAAAGUGCGUAGGGUUAGUUUUUGAUAUAUUUCCUGACAAGGAUAAAAGCAGUAUAUGUGGGGAGCUCCGGAGAUUUGUGGCCUUAAGCCACAAUCGUUUUAAACAGAAGAAACAUAAACUAAGGGCUAAACUAAUAUAAGUUUUAUUAUUAUUACUUAUAUAUAUUAGUUUUAAGUUGUAAAUAUUAGUUUUAAGUUGUACAUA